Messenger RNA from Ilex paraguariensis (yerba mate), 1056 nucleotides. NCBI's taxonomy places the organism in Eukaryota, Viridiplantae, Streptophyta, Magnoliopsida, Aquifoliales, Aquifoliaceae. The record is from the annotation of a GenBank genome assembly.
AUGUCUCGAAGGUAUGAUAGUCGUACUACGAUAUUCUCCCCAGAAGGUCGCCUCUAUCAGGUUGAGUAUGCAAUGGAAGCCAUUGGAAAUGCAGGAUCUGCAAUAGGAAUAUUGGCAAAAGAUGGGGUUGUCUUGGUUGGUGAAAAGAAAGUCACUUCCAAGCUCCUUCAAACCUCUUCAUCUACUGAGAAGAUGUACAAGAUUGAUGACCAUGUAGCAUGUGCUGUAGCUGGAAUAAUGUCUGAUGCCAACAUUCUGAUCAACGCAGCCAGGCUUCAAGCUCAGCGCUACACUUUUGCUUACCAGGAACCAAUGCCUGUUGAACAGCUAGUUCAGUCUCUAUGUGACACCAAGCAGGGCUACACACAGUUUGGUGGGCUCCGCCCGUUUGGAGUGUCAUUUCUCUUUGCUGGUUGGGAUAAGAAUUUUGGCUUCCAGCUUUAUAUGAGUGACCCCAGUGGCAAUUAUGGUGGUUGGAAGGCUGCAGCAAUUGGAGCAAAUAACCAGGCGGCACAGUCAAUGCUUAAGCAGGAUUAUAAAGACGAUAUCACUAGGGAAGAAGCUGUGCAGCUAGUCCUGAAGGUUCUCAGUAAGACGAUGGACAGCACUAGUCUUACUUCUGAGAAGCUUGAACUGGCAGAGGUAUUCCUUUCUUCUGGGAAAGUAAAGUACCAGAUAUGCUCGUCUGAGUCCCUGAGUCAAUUGCUAUUGAAGUUUGGAUUGACCCAACCUCCUGCUGAGUCCUCUUAAUUUACUCCAUUAUAUUUGGACCAAGUUUUGGGACUAAUUUGGCUUGGCUGUACUAGAAGAUACUAUAUAUUUGUGUGAUUUUGGAAAUCACAUAAUGGGCUCUUGGUACAUUUACUUUUUAUGUAAAAUGACAUAUUUUUGAAUAACGAUUGGCCUGCAGUGCCCAUGAUUUAAAACAAAUAGGAAAUUUGCGGAGUUAAUGAGCUGACUUGAAUGAUCACCUGAUGGCAGUAGGGAAGUUUCACAUUGGCACUUCCAAUGCUUUCCUCAAGUUCUGUAUCUUUCAUUUAUAAAAUCUUAUGCAGC